GCGUCCUUGAAGGCAGAGAUGGAUGUUAGCUUGAAAGACAGUGACAGCAAGCUGAAAGAAGCUCUAGCUGCGUUGCAGCUCUUGGAGGCGUCUGUUAAAGAUAAAGAGGGCCAGCUCAAAGAAAGGGACGGCGAGCUCAUGGAAGCUUUAGCUGCGCUGGAGAUGAUGGAGGCGUCCACUGGGAAAAAGGACAGUGAGCUUAUGGAAGCUCAAGCUGCGCUGCAGAUGCUAAAGGCCUCCGUAAGCGACAAGGAGGCCCAGCUGAUGGAGAAGGAGGAGGCGUUCCUCCGGAACAAAGGUGAUUUGAAACGUGAGCUGGAGGAAGCGGAG
Molecule: messenger RNA, 330 nt
Organism: Symbiodinium pilosum
Lineage: Eukaryota; Dinophyceae; Suessiales; Symbiodiniaceae
Source: the annotation of a GenBank genome assembly